AUGUCCGACAAUGAGAAUGGAGAGAAUUUGAAUGAUGAGUUUGACAAGUGUACACUAGAAGAUAAGAAGGAUAUCAAAAAAGAACCUUGUCAGGAUGCAACGCCAAAUGGUUUUGUCGCUGAUUUCCGUCUAAUGCCUCAUCAGGAAGCUGCGCGCGAUUGGAUGAUUGAUAGAGAGGCACAGGAGCCAUCUGGAGGAAUUUUGGGACUUGCUCACGGACAAGGAAAAACUGCAAUUGUCAUUGCGCUCAUUCUGGACCAAAAGAUCAAAUGCGCUUCGAACGACAAAAAAUUCGAACAGAAAUCUCCAACUUUGAUCAUUGUUCCAAAGCGUAUAAUUUACCAAUGGUACGACGAGUUUAAGGAUCGAUUAGAAGAAAACGCGCUGUCUGUUUACUUGUACUAUGAUGAUGAAUUUAGUGAAGCUAGAAAGAAUAUUUCAGCAAGCGAACUUCAAAAAUAUGAUGUCGUACUUACUACGUACAGAAAUGUUCCGGUAAAGGAAAAAGAUGAAACCGGUGAAAAAGUGAGCAAGCAAGUUUUGCAAAAUAUCAAAUGGACGAGGAUCGUACUAGACGAGGCGCACAACAUUCGGGACUCAAAUACCAAAAAAUCCACGGCUAUUGCGACACUUGCCUCAAAAAAUCGUUGGUGCGUUACCGCCGCACCAUUCCAAAACUCAGAAUGGGAUAUUUGCAAUCUUAUUUUGUUUUUGGGUAACAAGCCGUUUGGAGAAAAUGUGAAAGGUCCUGAAAAAACCCCGGAAAAUUUGAAAAAGCUUAAGGAAUCAACAAUGGAGCUUUUCCGCGGAAACAACUUGGUUUUUAAUUCAAUAAUUAACACCGGAGAAUUGUCUGCAAACGAAAAGAAGGCUUACGAUAUAAUAGAGGAUGCUCACAAAAGGUUUUGUAAAAAAGGACAAUCAUUAAAGUUGCUGGCUAUGUUACAGCAAGCUAGCAUUCAUUUUCAUAAUCUGGCACCAGAAGAACCUCUUAAAAAAGCUAUGGACAAAUUCAUGGAUGAAGAAGAAAAGUUCAAAGAAGAAGAAAAAUCAUUUAAUAUGGCAGAGAAAAAUUUUGAGACUGCUUGUUCCGAUGAUGAAAAACAAGCAUUCGAAAGUGCCAAGACGACUUUCGAGACUGCAAAGGAAAAAUUCACGAAAGCAACUGAAGAAUACACAUUUUCCAAGGAAACCUUGAAAAAUGUUGCAAAAUUGGCCAAAAAUGGCCAAUUUCCCAAAAUUGGCCAAUUUCCUGAAAUAUUCGAUAUUAAACAUCCAAAUGCCAGAAUAACAAAGACAAUUAAUAUUAUACAGGAAGUUUUAAUGAAGAAAGAGAAAGUGUAAGCAUUAGCAUUUGUUGAUACGAUGACAAUUCAUCUAAUAGUUUCAAAUUUUAAAAUUGUCGUUUGUGAGUGGAAACCUGUGUUUGAUGUGAUCGAAUUUCAAAUUUCAAAAUUACAAAAUAUCGGUUGCCGUAGAAUUGUGAAAACGACCAGUGCAAAAGAUUGUCGAGAAAUAGCGAAGAAGCUGAACGACAAAAAUGACAGAACAGUCAGCGUAGUUUUCUUGUCAGAGAGAGCAGGGGCAAUCAAUUUGCAUGGUGCGACACAUGUCAUUUUGCUAGGCAUGCACUGGAAUCUGGCUCUUGAACAAGAGGCAUGUAGCUGCGUAUGUAACAUUGCACAGAAGAAUAUUGUCACUAUUCACAGAAUAAAGGUUGCUGGCACCAAUGAGGAUGACGUCGAAAAAGCUCAAGACGACAAAAGCGAUAGAUCUGUCGGAGCAGAAACACCAAUUAGAGAGUCAACGCCAAUUUCUCUCAAGAAAUAA
Caenorhabditis elegans is the source of this 1830-nucleotide messenger RNA. NCBI's taxonomy places the organism in Eukaryota, Metazoa, Nematoda, Chromadorea, Rhabditida, Rhabditidae. The record is from the annotation of a RefSeq genome assembly.